Molecule: messenger RNA, 918 nt
Organism: Rhodamnia argentea
Lineage: Eukaryota; Viridiplantae; Streptophyta; Magnoliopsida; Myrtales; Myrtaceae
Product: adenylate kinase isoenzyme 6 homolog
Exons: 3
Coding region: 135-665 (176 amino acids)
Cellular component (GO): nucleus; cytoplasm
Molecular function (GO): ATP binding; ATP hydrolysis activity; AMP kinase activity
Source: RefSeq, a predicted model, not a curated record
GCGUUGUUAAACUCUGAUGGGCUGGGUUUAGCGUCAACUGGCGGCAGAUUUUGAGCCAGAAGGGGCUCUCUCUCUCUCUCUCUCUCUCUCUCUCUCGGUUGCUAGAGAAGAAAAGUUGAAGGUGGUCGAGAGAUAUGGCGAAGCAUGGCGAAAGGAAGAGGCCCAACAUACUCGUCACGGGCACGCCCGGAACGGGGAAGACGACGACGGCGAGCUCGCUCGCCGAGGCCUCCCAGGUCCGCCACGUCAGCAUCGGCGAUCUGGUCAGGGACAAGGGCUUGCACGACGGCUGGGACGACGAGCUCGAGUGCCACGUCGUCAACGAGGACCUGGUAUGUGAUGAGCUCGAGGAUGUGAUGGAACAAGGUGGGAACAUUGUGGAUUACCAUGGGUGCGACUUCUUCCCUGAGCGAUGGUUUGAUCUUGUCGUCGUGCUUCAAACUGACAACACUAUCCUCUAUGAUCGCUUGAGUAAGAGAGGUUACACUGGGUCGAAGCUCUCAAACAACAUAGAAUGUGAAAUAUUCCAAGUACUGUUGGAGGAGGCAAAAGAAAGCUACCCUCAAGACAUAGUUUUGGCAUUGAAGAGUGACACCGUGGACGACAUAGACAGCAAUGUAGCUACCUUGACAGAGUGGGUUAGGCAGUGGCAUCCCACAUCCUGAUGCCAAUUUUUUUAAGCUCUCCUCUGUCCUCUGCUUCAGUGUUCUUGUAACUUGCGAAUUUCAAACGCAUUAGUCUUUUCUUCUCUUUUGACGUAUGAAUUAUGGGGAACCAUGGCUGAUGACAAUGGUUGUGUUUGAAAGACACGAGACCGUGGCCAAUAUAGUUCUGUAUUUAGGCUGAUUUGUCAGUUGUGAAAUCAGGUUGAAUGUGGGGCAAUAUCUUCUUUCGGCACAGUGCUCAAAGCUCUUACAA